Messenger RNA from Verruconis gallopava, 1319 nucleotides. RefSeq lists its product as uncharacterized. Gene Ontology annotation, cellular component: chromosome passenger complex; spindle midzone; chromosome, centromeric region. Gene Ontology annotation, biological process: mitotic sister chromatid segregation. NCBI's taxonomy places the organism in Eukaryota, Fungi, Ascomycota, Dothideomycetes, Venturiales, Sympoventuriaceae. Bases 56 to 1159 code for a protein of 367 amino acids. The transcript is spliced from 3 exons. The record is from RefSeq and is a predicted model, not a curated record.
UAAACUGCCAGAUUUCACAUAAAGAGUCUGAAAGCACUUCAAAAUCAUUCUCGCAAUGCCUCCAAUCAGGACGCGAAAAGACCUUGCAUCAGGCACCAGAGCUGUUGCUAUACAGUCACCAAAUACACCCACAGAGCGAGAGUCGCGGCAACAUGCCCCAAUUAUAACACAAGCGCAAAAACAGGCUCUAAUAGACAACCUGCAACUUGAGAUCAAGGAGAGGGCGCGCAAACUACGCGCGCAAUACGCCCUUCAUGCUCAAGGUCUUCGCUCUCGUCUUGAAAUGAGGAUAAAUAGAAUACCUCAAAAUCUGCGCAACGCGAAUAUUGACGACCUAAUUGAGAAAUACGCAGAGCACCUCGAACCUCCCCAGCAACAAAAGCAGGCAUAUGGCGCAUCGAAGCCAACUUUAUCAAGGACAACAACCGCAGUAUCCAAAGAACCGAUUGCCACAGGAUCCAGCCCAAUGAGACGCGGACUUAAACGAGACAGUUCUGAAAUGAUGGAACAAUCCGACAAGGAAAAUAUUCAAGCCGGACUUGAUAUGCCAAAAAAGAGGGCGAAGACGGCAGACACUACAACUGUGGCUACUGCGGCAGGACCGGCUGUUCCGAGUAGAGGUACAUCGCGCAAGAUCGAUCCGUCCAAGGUCCUCUCCCCCAAGUCUCACAAUUCACGCACGUAUCCAAUCUCACCAGCUAAGGCUUCCCCAAGCAAACCUACCGUGGCAAGAUCAGUAUCACCUAUCAAACCUGGCACAGUUGCCGCAGCUACAGCUUCACUGGCCAGCCUGGUGGAUGGUCCGGCAAAGACAACCAAAUCCGCAGCAUCUUCAAGAAUCAUGAGCAAACAGGCUGCUCCGACUGGCACGGUACGCGGUAGAGGCGCACGGACGGGUACGAUGGCGCCUCCGCCCGUACCCAGUAAGGCUGCUGGUCGCGGUAGAGCUGCGAGCCAGAGCAGUCAGACCUCCGACUCAAGCGCUCAAACAACGAUUGUGCGGAAGGCGGGUAUUGUCAGAAAGGCUGUUAGCAAGGCGACAGGGUUGACCUCUGCUGCUUCCAAACGAACUGCGGGAGCGAGAAAUGGGAAAACUGAAAGCGUCCCUGCACCUUCAGCCGCGGGUGCUUGUGGUCGAACACUGAGAAGUAGGAGGUAGCAAGACCUCAACUAAGAGUUGGCAAAGUGAAGACAGCAUUCUGACGCAAUAUACCUGAGCCUCAAGUGAUGAAUGGAACCCAGUUGCAAACGAAUUAAAUUGUCGUGAUAGAUUUCUCCUCUGGAGGGAAUAUGAAAAUCAUAUAGGGAGUUCACACUCG